AUGAACAUAUUCCAAAGGGUCGAUUGCUAUUUUGUGGCUUCAUUCCCCAUCAUAAUUUACUAAUUAGUCCUAGAAGUGAUUGAAUAUCAAGUGAUUGAACCGAAGACGCUUGGAUUUUAACUCUCUUCGGCUUCAAUCAUCUUUAUAUAUUAGUUUUAUAGUUUUUUCUAAUAACAUGAUGUAACUUCAGUUGCAGAAUAACUUAUCACCAAGUAAUUGUUGGAAAAUAGUUAUAUUAAGAUUUUCACAAAAAAUUUAGAAGAUUUAACACCCAAUAUAUUAUUGAGUUAGAAUACUUCAGCUUAAACCAUUUUCACUACUCGAAAUAAAUGCGAAAACUUGGAACUAAUUCCCAAUUCAGUGAACAAAGAACUUAAAAUUAAAAGUUUUCUAAAUAGCGAUAUCCAAUUAGAGGAAUCUGCUGACUCAGAAAUAGAGAGUCCAACUAAAUAUUAAACCUUCAAAAACCUGAGGGAUUUUAUCAUUAGUGUUGUUUCUAAUUAGUAAACUCAAAAUACAGAUAAUUUAUUCGUUGCUUCUGAAAUUGACAUAGAUUCUGGUAAGAAACAAAAAUUCAAGGUUAUUAUCAAUAAAGAAAUUCAAAAGUACUACAUCAUUGCCUUUAUUAAAAUCGAUUCUGCCAUUGUAAGAAAAUAACGUAAUUCUAUAGCAAAAUUCAAAACAAGAUUGGCCAAUAAUUUUACUCAUAAGUUAAAAACUUCUCUUAAUGCAACACUCGCAUUUUUAUCAAAUGCUACUAAUGAUAGAAAUGUUGAUAAGCAUGUCUUUUAAUCUUAUAUCCAUCCAUCAUACAUUCAUUCAAAAAUAUAGUUAUAUUAAGUUUAAGAUUUACUCGAUUAUCUCAAUAAAGAUUAAGAUUAAAUUGGAUUGCAAGUAACCAAAUUUAAUCUUCAGUAAUCUCUAAGUUAAAUAUAUGAAUUUAUUGAGUAUUAAUGCAAAGUGAAAAAUAUUACUGUUAAAUUUUUGAUAAAUGGAAAUGAUUGGAAAUUGCAAGAGAAGUAAAUUUCAAAUUAUCAUUCUAGUUAAUUUUAUCUUUAUUCAGAUUGUCAAAAAUUUGAAAGGGUUUUAUUCAAUUUAAUCAACAAUUCAUACAGAUUUGCUCCUUUAAAUGGAGAAUUAACAAUUGAUUUAGUCUAUGAUUCUCCAAAUAACAAGUUACAUGUAAAAAUAAAUGACAGUGGAGAAGGAAUACCAGAAGAUCAACUCAAUCUAAUAAAUACUCAUGCAUAAUUAUAAAAUAAGUAUCAUGUUACUAAUAAAUAUGUUUCUGCUAAAAACAAGUCCAAAUUUGGAUUAACUUUGCAGAUCACCAAUAAAUUAAUAUAUAUGUUGAGUGAUUCAAACUGUUCCCUGUCAGUAAGAAAUGAUUAACAAUAAGGAGGGUGUAGUUUUGAGUUCUUUAUUAUCAUUAAUUCUACAUCCAGAGAAGGAUCAUUAGAACAGAUUAAAUACUCCAAUUAUAUUAAGGAGUCUAAACAAUCGUCAAUCAAACAACAAAACAAAAUAAAUCGUUCUUCUAAAUCUUCAUCUUAAAGGUCAAUUUUGACUAGGAAUCAAUUCUUCGAUCAAAUUGAAGAUGAACCUUAGCCACUAAAGCCGAGAUUGUCGAGAACCUAUUUAAUUCAUGAGUAACGAUAUUAGAAUAAUCAAAUAAAGAGGCCGACUCUAUCUGGCAUACGGGAUCUGUAAUUAUCUCAUGUGAUUGAUCCAAUCAAUUAAAAUGGAACCCCAAAUCAUCAGGACAGUCGUUUCAUAUUGAUAGUGGAUGAUGAACCCUUUAACCAUAACACAUUAACUUUAAUGCUUCAAAAGUUGGGUCACAAAUAAUUCCUAUAUAGUUUUAAUGGAUAGGAGUGUAUUGACAAGGUUAAGCAAAAUCCCUUGGGCAUCAAGACUAUUUUCAUGGAUUUAGAUAUGCCAAUUAUGGGUGGAUUGCAAGUAAACAAUUGAUGUAUUAGACAGGCUACCCAAAUACUGAUUAGGAUGAUGACUGAAGGGAAAAUAGACUACAUCCCAAUUAUAGGUUGUACUGCUCAUGAUGAUUUUGAGACACAAAUAAAAUGUCUGAAGAUUGGAAUGGCUCAUGUGGUGACUAAGCCUGUAUUUAUAAAGAGCUUGCAGGAGGCUUAUCGAUAGAUUAGAGAGGAACAUUUAAUCUAAGAACAUCGUAGUGUUUAAAUUUCAAAUUCAUUAGAUAAAUUUUGAAAUUUACACUCUUUUUAUAGUCUUUCUUAUGAAAAAUUAAUAUAUAUAUUAGUUAAUUAAAACAUAGUUACAAUAUUUUAAUAAAUCAAUCUUCAAUAAUAAUAAAAACUGUUUUUAAUUCUCCAAAUUUAAUUAUUUAGUUCAUGUAAUUUUAAUUUAUUUCAAUAUUUAUGUUAUAGGUGUCAUAAAUAGGACACGACAUUAUAAUUGGGUGCUUAAACCAAAAUUUGAUAUUGAUUAUGAUUAGUGGAAUCCUCUUCUUUUUUACUUUACUUAUUCUAUUUAAACAUUAUAAAUAGUCAUUUACCUCAAAAUUAUUAAAAGCAAUAAAUACAUUUACCUCUCCUAUGCUAUUAGGUGUUGCUUUAUUGUAUAUAGAGUAUAUUUUUACGGUUCUACUUAACUUUGGUCCUCAUUUCAGCUGCUUAAUUCAAAUUUCAAGAGAAAUAAUCGUUCAUAAUUAGUUUGCUAUAUUUUAUCACUGCUCACAUUUGUACUCGUAUACUGUUUGCAAUAUGAUGGUUUUUUAAAAAUGAGUAUGGCCAGUGAAAUAUUCUAAUGUUUAAGUUAUAUGAUUUACAUAAUGUAUAUGAAGAAAGAUAAUAAACAAAAUUUAAAGAUGUCUCGAGACAUGUUGUUGAACGAAAUUUAGAAAAAUUGCUUCUUGAAAAUUUUCGAUAAAAAUAGAUAAUUAAUAUUUACUUAUCCAACAACAGUUGAAACACAAAAGCUACCUUUUGAAAACAAUUAUAAAGUCUACAUGGAUUAAGAGUUGAGCAGCUCUCCUUCCAAUUAAAAGUCCUUCUAUAGAACAAAAACCUUUCAUACCACAGAAGAUUUUAUAACUUAUAUAGAAACUGAGGAUAAUCUUGAUAGUUUACACUUUAAUUGGUAUUUGGCAACAAUCAUUGAUUCACAAACUAAGACAAAGACUAAAUACCGUGUUACUCAAUAAAAAACAAAUGAUGAAUUGAUUGUCCUAUAUUUUAUGAGAAUUGAUCCCACUAUCCAAAAGAAAUCGAAUGGCAAAUUUAUGCAUCUCAAAAAGGAUAUUUCCAAUAUUUUUACUCAUAAAUUGAAAACCCCUUUGAAUGCUGUACUUGGACAUUUGACAUAAGCCUAUUAUGAUCAAGAUGUGGAUACAAAAAUACAGAAUAACUAUAUUAAACCUGCUUAUGUAAAUUCGAAAUUACAAUUAUUUUAAAUUCAAGAUUUGCUUGAAUAUCUGAAUUCAGAUUAAGAAGCAUCCUCUUUAUAAAUAUGCAAAAUCAAUUUGAAGACCCUCUUUAUAUCAUUAUAGGAGUUGAUCCAGUCGUAAUGCUCAAUGAAAAAUAUACAUUUAUUAUUCACUAUUAAUGAGAUUAAGUAUAAUAAAAUGGAUAAGUAAAUUAUAUUCAAAUUAAUUUAGAAUCUGCAUUUACUCUGAUGUUCUAAAACUUGAAAGAGCCCUAUUCAAUUUAUUAAAUUUAUCUUAUAGAAACACGACCUAAAAUGGAAUCAUUUCUUUAAAUGUAACAAUAGAUAAAGAGGCAGAAGAUGCCUCAUUCUAAAUAUCUGAUAUGGGAAUGGAACUGUCAUAAGAAGAAAUAGAUGACUUAAACUAAUGGAUUGUUUGUCAUAAUUUAUUCAAGGUUUCUAAGAAGAAAUCCCAUUAUUAAUAAGAGAUGUUAACAACUCUGUCAUUAACAAGCAAAUUGAUAAAAUCUUUGAAUUAAUUCAAUAAUUAAUCGUUAGAAUUAUGCUAAACAGAAAACAGUGGUAUUUUAUAUAAAUUUAAAAUUAACAUCAAUAGAGAAAGAUCUGCUGAUAGUUCUCUCGAAUAAUACAAAAUUGGAUACAUUUUAAAACAAAGAAGUUGUAGAUUACUGCAUACUCAUCAUAAUAUCUCGUAAAAGUCGAUAUUUUCUGGAUAAGAUUUAAGCAUCCCAAUUCUUGAGGACUCAAUUGAUGAGCCUUCUGCAAAUACUCCAAUCAUAGUGAAAAUGAGUUUGCCAUCUAAGGUACGUUAGCAGCAAUAGAGAUAAAUAGCGGAUCAACCAUAAUAGUUAUCUUUAACAUAAAUUGAUUAAACAAAAUCGAUUCUCAUUGUAGAUGAUGAACCCUUUAAUCAUGAUACAUUAAUUUUGAUGUUAAAAUCUCUGGGCUUUCAGAGUUUUUUUAAAGCCUUUGAUGGACAACAAGCUAUUAACAUAGCCAUUGCAAAAUAGAAUGAAAUUUAUGUUGUGUUUAUGGAUCUUGACAUGCCGAUUAUGGGUGGCAUAGAGGAAACCAAAUAUUUAGUCUAAGAGAUGAUGAAACUCCAUAUGCCAUAUUUUCCUAUAAUUGGGUGUACUGCCCACGGAGAUGCCGAUUCAAUUGAAUAAUGCAUAUAGGCCGGUAUGCUUCAAGUGGUUGUGAAGCCUGUAUUUAUAAAGACUUUGAAGGAAACUUUCAAUUUGAUUUCGGAUCAUCCUUAAAAGACUUACAAUCGCAUAGGAUCACUGUUAUUUUGA
Molecule: messenger RNA, 4718 nt
Organism: Paramecium octaurelia
Lineage: Eukaryota; Ciliophora; Oligohymenophorea; Peniculida; Parameciidae
Source: the annotation of a GenBank genome assembly